UAGCUUGUUUUGGUUACAUGAUAUGUUUUCAUUGUGCAGGCCUACUGUAGAUUUUCUGGUGUUCCUGUGCGAGUGAGAAAGACAGGAAAUACUUUCAGGUCCCCUUCAGGGGAGUUCCCCAUGCUAAAGCAUAAAGGUGUCACUGAGACCAAAGUUGCAGAGAUACUCAGCUUUCUGCGUAAAAAGAACUGGGGUUCAGAUUUUGAACUGUCCAACAAACAGAGUGCUGAUGUGAUAGCCUUCUCCUCACUACUGGAAGAAAAGCUACUGCCAGCUGUUUUGCACCUGUGGUGGAUAGAUGGCAAGACAUUCACAGAUUUUACACGGCCAUGGUAUGCUAGAAUCAUCCCAUUCCCAUUGAACUUCUAUGUGCCAGGACGGAAACAGAAGGAUGCAAACCUUCGUGUCUUCCUUUCUAAAGGAGGGGAGAAUGUCACUGACAGUGAAGUUGAGGGGAAGAUUUACAGAGAUGCCAAGGAGUGUCUUAACCACUUAUCAUACAAGCUUGGUGAUCAGGAGUUUUUCUUUGGGAAGACACCCUCAUCACUGGAUGCGCUUGUGUUUGGCUAUCUGGCCCCGAUACUGAAGGCACCUCUGCCAAACAACCAAAUACAGAACCACUUAAAGGGCUGUGACAAUCUGUGCAGUCACGUCAACAAAAUACUGCAGAGAUAUUUCCCUCCAGAUCCAGAAGAGCAAGAAGCAAAGCGGAAGAAAGAAGCAGAAGAGAAACGUCGUAACACAAACACUGAUGCUGCAGAGUUCCCUAACAAGAAGAGGAAUAUGGUUCUAGCAGCCAUCUUUGCACUGACCACAAUGGUGGGAUAUGCAUUCAUGAGUGGACUCAUACGACUGGACUUUGCGGAAGAAAAGGCAGACACUCAACAAAGUCAGACCAAACCCCCAGACUUCCAGGCAUUUGACCAGAUGUUUGAAGAUGAAGGCGACAAUGAGGAAGAGUAGACGCCACUAAGUGUAGCGAACAAGAGCAGUGUGUCCAGGUAUGGAGCCAUGACUACAGAUGGAGGCUGACCAUGAGCAAGCAUUUAGGUGGUAGCUUGAACAGUGUCCUACACAAUCCUAGCUGUCAUGUGAACCAGUGUGCUAUUCAGUUGACCUCAGUUGUGGGGCCGUCAUCUAGGUCACAAUAUCCGUAGUCAGUUCACACAGUCUGGUUGUGGUAGCAGGCGAUGUUGCAGUCAGAGGAAGAUCUCAUAAGGAACUGUAGUGUCUGUGUUGCUGUUGCACGAUAUAAGCUGUGUAUAUAUGUUUGAAGAGAAGUAUGGUACAUAUCUUGUUUAUAGUGUAUACUUCCUUCACUGAGGGUGCUGGGCAUGUAGAUGUGUGGAAAUGUGUGACUGAGAUAUCCCCAAGAUCUGCAUGUUGUGUACACUUUGCAAAUAUGUUUGAAAUAUUGCAUAAACAUUUCCACUGGAA
Molecule: messenger RNA, 1437 nt
Organism: Haliotis rubra (blacklip abalone)
Lineage: Eukaryota; Metazoa; Mollusca; Gastropoda; Lepetellida; Haliotidae
Product: metaxin-1-like
Exons: 6
Coding region: 121-963 (280 amino acids)
Biological process (GO): mitochondrion organization
Cellular component (GO): SAM complex
Source: RefSeq, a predicted model, not a curated record